AUGGAAGAUUCAGUUCAAGUUAAUGCAACUGAAUCUCAUUCCAAUGCUGAUCAACAAAAUAAACCAAUGUUAUCAUGGGAUGAAAUCAUAGAAAAAAAUUUAUCCAGUUUUGGGUGGAUAGAUUUCUUACAAGCUGUUGUUGUUGCAAUAUCAAUGUUCUUUGAUGCACAACAAUCUUUCAUUAGCAUUUACACUGAUAAUUACCCAAAAUGGCACUGCACUAACACAACCACAAAUUCAACAUGUUCUUCAUCUUCUGAUGUAUGCAAACUCCCAAGAUCUACUUGGUCUUGGGACACACACCCUUCAAACACAAUCAUUUCUCAUUGGAACCUUCAAUGUGCUAGCACUUUCAUCACUGGUUUACCUCAAUCUUGUUUCUUCCUUGGUUCUCUUGUUGGCUCUUCCUUUCUUGCAGCUUUAGCUGAUUCAUCUUUCGGUAGAAAAAACAUGUUAAUCUUUUCUUGUGUCUCAAUGUCCAUAACAUCCAUGCUCAUAAUCUUUUCCACCAAUGUUUGGAUUUACUCAGCCUUGAAAUUCUUGAUCGGUUUCUGGCGCUCGUCGAUGGGGACUUAUGUUCUUGUUUUACUUACCGAAAAAGUGAGCACCGAAUGGCGAUUCCGAGUUGGAAUUGUUGAGUAUUUUACAUUCACAAUCGGUUACAUGUCUUUACCUGGGUUCGCGUAUUUAAACCGAAACUCUUCAUGGAAAUCUCUUUACCUUUGGUCGUCCAUCCCUGCUAUAAUUUACGCUGUCAUUGCUUAUUUCUUUGUUACCGAGUCGCCAAGGUGGCUUGUUAUGCAAGGUAACGAGAAAGAAAUAUUGAAAAUGCUCAAAAGGGUUUCAUCAGAAGAAACUGCUAAUGAUAAUAGCGUUAAUCUAGCUUCAAGUUUACCAAAACCGCCCACAAAAGAAAAUUUUUCAAUUUUUCAACUUUACUCAUCAGUAGGUGAAUUGUUUCAUAAAAGAUGGGCAGUUAUAAGAAUGAUAGCUGUCAUGAUUCUUGGAAUCGGUGUUGGGAUGGUUUAUUUCGGUAUGCCACUAGCUGUUGGAAACUUGGGGUUCAAUGUUUACUUGGCAGUGGUUUUUAGUGCUUCCAUGGAAUUUCCAUCAUGUGUUGCAGCAUAUUUCCUGGAAAACUGUAAAAGAAAACCUUCAAUUCUAGUUUUCUCAAUUUUAAGUGGAGUCUGUUGUGUGCUGUGUGCUGUUCUUGAGCAUAGAGUACCGGUAGCUAAAGUGGUGUUAGCAAUGGUGGCAUUCUUUGGUGUUUGUACAGCUUAUAGUGUGUUCCAGAUAUACAUUAUAGAGCUGUUUCCGACGUGUGUUCGGAACACAACAACAUCGUUGGUGAGACAGGCUAUUGUGUUUGGUUGCAUAUUUUGUCCGUUUUUGAUAUCUGCGGGAAAGAAGAACAAUAUAUUCUCUUAUGGUGUGUUUGGAGUUGUUAUAAUGUUGUCCAAUGUUACUUUAUUGUAUCUGCCAGAGACUAAAGGGAUUGUUCUUUGUGAUACUAUGGAACAACAAGAGAAGAAAGAAAUAGCUAUAUCUGAUAAAGCAGGAAUUUUUACUGUCUAA
This is a messenger RNA of Lathyrus sativus (Indian pea), 1575 nucleotides long. The record is from the annotation of a GenBank genome assembly. Lineage: Eukaryota; Viridiplantae; Streptophyta; Magnoliopsida; Fabales; Fabaceae.